GCAUUCGCUGGUGGGCUGACUGCUGAGUUAAAAACUUGGCCUUUGGUCUAUUCGUGGGUUGUGCGGUGUGUAUGAAGUUUGCGAUGCGUAAUUGUGUGUGAGAUGUAUUUGGUUUUCAUGGUCAGGUUUGAUCCUUGCUGUAGCAGCGAAAACUUGCCGUGAAAGCCUUUUCAAUUUGGUGGGUUCCGCCUUUGUCUGCAAUGGUUUCCUUUUUUCUGUACCCUUUCGGUGGCAUCCUUACGUUCCAACUGCUGAGUUCUGUCGUGUGCCUGCUCGUGUGGGAACCAAAGGGUUGGCAUUCGAUUGACCCCAUGGCACCGCUUGUGGUACACUAUCUGUUGUCUCUUUUCCGGAAAGUUUUGGCCCAUUGGUUGUUGUUGAGUACUCGGGUUUGGUACACUAACGGGGACUGGUUAAGAAUUAUCUGUUAGCCUAAGUCUGCCCAUUAAGUAUUUUGUUCCAGGGUUCCCUGGUUCAUUAUUGGCUUCACCUUCACUUCUGUGAUUGUGUUUCCCUCCGUAUGACCGCCUAUGAUGUGUUGAGUUCGCUUUCGGUUU
Messenger RNA from Cuscuta campestris, 557 nucleotides. Lineage: Eukaryota; Viridiplantae; Streptophyta; Magnoliopsida; Solanales; Convolvulaceae. The record is from the annotation of a GenBank genome assembly.